GUCGCCCAGCCCGGUAAGGCGGCAGACAAUGCCAGCAGUAAGAAGAGGGCCAAAGCCCGAAAGCAGGGAGGAUUGCAAGCUCUGUUGGCCUCUAAGCAAAAGUCCCAGGCCAGUUCAUCGUCAUUGGAUCUUUUUGAUUUCCUGCAGCAGUGAAUCGACCGAUCUCCUUUCCCUCUCCAUUCUCUGGGCCUUCCUUUCACUUUGAUUUUUCCGCCAAGACCGAUGCCUCGGGGAUAUUUCGGCCCGAGUCCGAUUGGGACUAGCGCGGGGAAGCUCUCCGUCAGUCGAAGCUCCAUUGAAGUCACUCUCCUCCGUCCCAUCGACUCCGGAACUCUCAUACUUCUGCUCCAUCUGCUCCACCACCACUCCCUGCGACGCAAUGUCGUCUUUCUCUCAAGAUGACGAGCACGACCCCCAGGCGGACGAGCUCCGCGAAACCGCCCUCGUCACGCUCGAAGCCUUGAUCAGCUCGUGCAGCCAACAAAUGCAGCCUUACCUGUCCAACACCGUGAAGUCCGCCCUCAGGUUCCUCAAGUACGACCCCAAUGUUGCCGACUUCGAAGAAGACGAGGAGAUGGGUGGCACUCAGGAUGAUGAUUCGGAGGGCGAUGGCACCGAGGAGCCCGAUCUGGAUGAUGAUGAGUUCGAGGACUUUGAGGAGGAGGGAGGAUAUAGUGAUGUGGACGACAUGAGCUGGAAGGUCCGACGAUGCGCCGCUAAGCUGCUUUACUCCCUCAUCUCGACAUACGGACGGGGCCGGACCUCCAACAAUUCUUCCUUGUACCAGCAGAUCGCGCCCGCUCUCAUUUCCCGGUUCAGCAAGGAGAGAGAAGAGAGCGUGAAGCUGGAGGUGGUUUCGACAAUGACGGCUCUGGUUCGCAAGACUGGCGAUGGUGGGAUGAUCAUCACUUCGAGUGGCUUCCUGGAGUCCGUUGGCGGAUCGAAAAACUCGAGGAAGAGAAGACGGCAGGACAGUGAUGCCAACAUGAUCGACUUUGAGCCAAGUAUCGGCACCUCGUCCGCCGUGGGCACCCCCGUUGCUGCUCCUUCGUCUCCCGAAUCCGGUCCCCAGGCCGACUUGGCCCGUUCCGUGCCCAUCAUCGUACAGAGCAUCGUCAAGAUGUGGAAGCAGGCGUCUGUUCCUCUGAAGCAAGCUAUCAUCAUCCUUCUGAAGAGCCUGGCUCUCGUUCGGUACGGAGGACUGGCAGACCACCUUCAACAGAUUGAAGACCCGAUCGCGGAUGUUUUGAAAUCGGCGUCCCUAUCGGGUGGUUCGUCUGCCCCGGCGGGAGCGGCCGUCAGCGCGGGAACCCUCCAGGUCGAGACGCUGAGUCUUAUCUCUGCCAUUGCCGAAACGCACACCUCGGAUGCUCUUCUCCCCUUCCUGAUUGCCCUCACUCCAGGCGUCAUCGGGUCCGUCAAAGAUAGAAACUAUAAGGUCAGCAGUGAGGCUCUCGGAGCUGUUGAACAGAUUGUGAAGGCUCUUACCCCGCCCCGCGUGUCAACAACUUCCCAGGAUCUGCAGUCCCAGCUGGAGAAGCUAUAUGAUGUGGUCCACGAUCGCAUUGCCGAUACGAGCGCCGAUCUGGAGGUUCGGCAGCGAGCUAUUCACGUCUUUGGUGUGCUUAUAGCACGAACCUCUGGCGACAACGGGUCAUCUUUCCUUUCUCUGGAUCGCCGUUCGAAGGGUCUCCUUGUCCUUGUUGAUCGCCUGAGAAAUGAAACCACCCGACUGUCUGCGGUUCGUGCCGUGGACGAUAUCGCUGUCCUGUGCAGUCGGGAGGCAGACGUUCCCUCUUCAUGGGUUAGCGAAGUCACUGCGGAACUCGCUGCUCAGCUGCGCAAGUCUGAUCGCGUGCUCCGAGGUGCCAGUUUGGAGGCUCUGCGCAGCCUGGCUAUGAACCCUAUGACUCGGGCCCAUUACGAUGACAAGACCAUGAAGGUCUUGGAAGACUCGCUGCUGCCUCUGAUUACUGCCGAGGAUUUCCAUUUCCUUGCGCCCGCUCUCAUCAUCCUGGCAAAGCUUGUGCCUGGAAAUGCGCAGCUUCUCGUCAACGAGGGGCUGGUUUCUGCUUUGUGCUCGAUUGUUGUCUCGUCGUUAGUCGGCACCGUCCUGAAGGCACUGUUGCUGCUCGUUAAAGUUAUCGGAGAGGAAGAGGCUGGGGCCGAUCUGAUGAGAAGAUUGUUGCGUGACGUUGGCAUCACCGGCGAUACUUCCGUCGUCGGCAGGGCAAUCGGCACCCUUGUUGUCCAUGGCGGACCGAAGUUGGGCGUCAAGAUGGAAGAUUUCUUGAAGGAGCUUCAGACUGCACAGGACGCGCAACGUAAAUGCCUCGCCCUCGCCAUUCUAGGAGAGAUCGGUCUUCGGAUGGGGUCCAAGUGCUCUUUAACUCCCGACCUGUUUAUUGACCAUUUCAACUCCAAGUCGGACAAGGUCCGGUUGGCCUCGGCCGCGUCUCUUGGAAAUGCUGCUGCCGGUAACGUGAAGGCCUACCUGCCUACGAUCUUGAACGGCCUGGACAAGUCAAACCCUCAAAGCUACCUGCUCCUUCAUUCGGUCAAGGAAUUGCUUCAGCACCCCGAAAUCGUCCGCCCUGACGUGGCCCCUUCGGCCCUCAAGCUCUGGCAGGCCCUCCUCCUUGUCUCAGAAGAGGAGGACAACCGUGCUGUCGGUGCGGAAUGCGUUGGUCGCCUGGCGUUGAUCGACCCCGUUGCCUAUAUUCCUCAUUUCCAGGAAUACUUGUCCAGUUCAGAUGCCGGGGUUCGCGGUGUCGUCAUAUCUGCGUUCCGCUAUACCCUAUCCGACUCGAGAGAUCAUUACAACGAUGUGCUACGACCGCUAAUUGUUCCCUUGUUGGUCAACAUGCUCAGCGAUCGUGACCUCGGAAAUCACCGUCUUGCUCUGACAACAUUGAACUCGGCUCUUCACAACAAGAUGGACAUCAUCCUCCCUCAUCUCAACGAGCUACUCCCGGCAGUCUUUGGCGACACGCAGAUCAAACCCGAACUCAUCCGUGAAGUCCAGAUGGGUCCAUUCAAGCACAAGGUCGACGACGGUCUUGAGCUGCGCAAGAGCGCCUACGAAACUCUUUACGCCUCCUUAGACACCGCCUUCUCCCUUACGCACGUCUCCGAGUUCUUCGACCGCAUCCUCGCCGGAAUCGACGACGAGCAAGACAUCCGCACCAUCAGCAACUUCAUGACCUCCAAACUCAUCACGCUGGCCCCCGAAGAAACGCAAAGGUAUCUCGAUGCGCUCUCAGAACGCUACAGCACCGUCCUCUCCUUCAAACCAAAAGACAACGCCGUGAAGCAGGAGCUCGAAAAGGCGCAGGAAGCAUCCAACGGCGUUCUCAAGAUCACCCGUGAACUGAGCAAGGCCUUCCCGAACGCCGAGGCUUCCGCCGAUCAUCACAAAUGGAAGGCGUACAUGGAAUGGACCCGGAAGUCGUUUGCUUCUCAGUUGAAGAGCUUGGAUACGGACUUUUGAGGAAAAAUGGCGAAAGGACCAAAUAGAUGGAAUGGUUGCAUGAAGGGGUGGGAAUUAACCCGACAAUGACUAGUUUACGAUAGCGAUAGCGAAGACGAAUGGAGAUGAUUUUAUGUCUUUUAAUCACUGUCACUGCUAUGCAGUGGAUCUAUAAUGUUG
Aspergillus steynii IBT 23096 is the source of this 3649-nucleotide messenger RNA. RefSeq names its product TIP120 domain-containing protein. Gene Ontology annotation, biological process: SCF complex assembly; protein ubiquitination. Lineage: Eukaryota; Fungi; Ascomycota; Eurotiomycetes; Eurotiales; Aspergillaceae. The transcript has 3 exons. The record is from RefSeq and is a predicted model, not a curated record. Gene Ontology annotation, cellular component: nucleus. Bases 380 to 3490 code for a protein of 1036 amino acids.